Didymodactylos carnosus is the source of this 426-nucleotide messenger RNA. NCBI's taxonomy places the organism in Eukaryota, Metazoa, Rotifera, Eurotatoria, Philodinida, Philodinidae. The record is from the annotation of a GenBank genome assembly.
AUGCUAGAUGAAUGUCUUCCAACAGCUGUCGCAAAAAAUAAAUAUUUAAAAACCUGUCAUGCGCAUGCUCAUUUGUAUCUUGGUAUAGAAACAAUUCAACAGUUUACUAUACUACAAAGACAAGCAUAUCCCCGUAAUUUAUAUAUAAUGAAUCUCGUUGGAUGUUAUCGUGAACCAUUUAAUCAUCAAUAUGAAGAUGCAUUAGCAUUACAAGGAAGUCGUCUACUUAUUUCAUACAUUAAUGAUAUAAAAAUGAACAUAGAUAGCACUGAUAAGGGAAUAAAUAUUUUAAAAUCAGGUCACAUUAGUCAUGAAACUCAGCAACACUCAAUGAAGGUAUUGAAUGAAACUCAUACAUCUGACACUAUCACAAGAAAAAAAAAAGAGGAAAAGAAAGAAAAUGUCAAAGAAAAAAGGACAAGAUGA